Electrophorus electricus (electric eel) is the source of this 4081-nucleotide messenger RNA. RefSeq names its product ATPase Na+/K+ transporting subunit alpha 3a (gene atp1a3a). Gene Ontology annotation, biological process: proton transmembrane transport; intracellular sodium ion homeostasis; potassium ion import across plasma membrane. Gene Ontology annotation, molecular function: ATP binding; P-type sodium:potassium-exchanging transporter activity; ATP hydrolysis activity. Lineage: Eukaryota; Metazoa; Chordata; Actinopteri; Gymnotiformes; Gymnotidae. Gene Ontology annotation, cellular component: plasma membrane. The record is from RefSeq and is a predicted model, not a curated record.
GGUCUUAUUUCAGGCGCGGAGUGUGCGGUGUACCACGGCAGCUGGCGCUAGCAGCGGAAGGAGACGUCACAUACAGCAAAGUGCUUCGCUUCUUCAAUUCACCGGCAUCAAAGGGGUCUUUUUCACGCUCUCCUUUUGGACGCGACAUCGUCGUUCACCACCGCACACCUCCAUCUCUUCACUUCUGGGUGACAAACCAAGCGCAGAUUGAAGAACUACAGACACCGACUGACUACGCCGAAAUGGGGUAUGGACGGUCGGACAGCUACCGUGUGGCAACCACGACGGACAAUGAUGAAAAGGACUCUCCCAAGAAGAAGGGAGGGAAAGAUCUGGAUGACCUCAAGAGAGAAGUACCGCUGACAGAACAUAAGAUGUCUGUUGAGGAAGUGUGCCGAAAGUACAACACUGACAUUGUGCAGGGUCUGACUAAUGCCAGGGCAGCAGAGUACCUGGCUCGGGAUGGUCCCAAUGCACUCACCCCUCCCCCCACCACCCCGGAGUGGGUCAAGUUCUGCCGCCAGCUCUUUGGGGGCUUCUCCAUCCUGCUGUGGAUCGGAGCUAUCCUCUGCUUCUUGGCCUAUGCCAUCCAGGCAGUCACUGAAGAUGAGCCAGCUGGAGACAAUCUGUACCUGGGUAUAGUGCUGUCUGCAGUGGUCAUCAUUACCGGCUGCUUCUCCUACUUCCAGGAGGCAAAGAGCUCAAAGAUUAUGGAGUCUUUCAAGAACAUGGUGCCCCAGCAAGCAUUAGUGAUCCGUGAGGGUGAAAAGUUGCAGAUCAAUGCUGAGGAGGUGGUGGCGGGAGAUCUGGUGGAGGUGAAAGGAGGAGACAGGAUCCCUGCUGACCUUCGAAUUAUCUCUGCUCAUGGUUGCAAGGUUGACAACUCCUCUCUGACCGGCGAGUCAGAGCCUCAGACGAGGUCACCUGACUGUACCCAUGACAACCCCCUGGAAACCCGCAACAUCGCCUUUUUCUCCACCAACUGCGUGGAAGGGACAGCCCGUGGUAUCGUGGUGUGCACUGGAGACCGCACCGUCAUGGGCCGUAUCGCCACUCUCACCUCGGGCCUGGAGACGGGCAAGACACCCAUUGCCAAGGAGAUCGAGCACUUUAUCCACAUCAUCACAGGCGUGGCCGUCUUCUUGGGCGUCACCUUCUUCAUCCUGUCAAUCAUUCUUGGCUACAGCUGGCUGGAGGCCGUCAUCUUCCUCAUCGGCAUCAUUGUGGCCAAUGUACCCGAGGGGCUCCUGGCCACCGUCACUGUUUGUCUGACCCUUACAGCUAAGCGUAUGGCUCGUAAGAACUGCCUGGUGAAGAACCUGGAAGCUGUUGAGACACUGGGUUCCACCUCCACCAUCUGCUCGGACAAGACGGGCACCCUGACGCAGAACCGCAUGACCGUGGCCCACAUGUGGUUUGACAACCAAAUCCAUGAGGCCGACACCACUGAGGAUCAGUCAGGGACAUCCUUCGAUAAGACCUCAGUCACAUGGGUGUCACUUGCCCGUGUGGCAGCUCUGUGCAAUAGGGCAGUGUUUAAGGCAGGGCAGGAGUCUCUCCCAAUCCUGAAGAGGGACGUGGCUGGUGACGCCUCAGAGUCAGCCCUGCUGAAAUGUAUUGAGCUCUCCUGUGGCUCAGUAAAAGCUAUGAGGGACAAGAACAAAAAGGUGGCUGAGAUUCCCUUCAACUCCACCAACAAGUACCAGCUUUCAGUGCAUGAGACAGAAGACUCCAAAAACACCCCCUACCUGCUGGUGAUGAAGGGGGCGCCAGAGCGCAUCCUGGAUCGCUGCUCCACCAUCAUGCUGCAGGGCAAGGAGCAGCCCAUGGAUGAGGAGAUGAAGGAGGCCUUCCAGAAUGCCUACCUGGAGCUGGGAGGACUGGGAGAGCGAGUGCUGGGUUUCUGCCAUUUGUUUUUGCCUGAAGACAAGUACCCCAAAGGCUUUGCCUUCGAUACCGAUGAUGUCAACUUCCAGACAGACAACCUGUGCUUUGUGGGCCUGAUGUCCAUGAUCGACCCGCCCCGCGCUGCUGUGCCCGAUGCAGUGGGCAAGUGCCGCUCGGCCGGCAUCAAGGUCAUCAUGGUGACAGGGGACCACCCAAUCACAGCCAAGGCCAUUGCUAAAGGGGUGGGCAUCAUCUCAGAAGGCAACGAGACGGUGGAAGAUAUUGCUGCCCGUCUUAAUAUCCCUGUUAGCCAGGUCAAUCCCAGGGAUGCCAAAGCAUGUGUGAUCCAUGGCUCGGACCUGAAGGAUCUGACUCAGGAGCAGAUGGACGAAGUGCUGAAGAAUCACACCGAGAUUGUCUUUGCCAGGACCUCGCCACAGCAAAAGCUCAUCAUUGUAGAGGGCUGCCAGAGACAGGGUGCCAUCGUUGCUGUGACUGGGGACGGCGUGAAUGACUCACCGGCUCUGAAGAAGGCUGACAUCGGGGUGGCCAUGGGAAUCUCUGGCUCUGACGUGUCCAAACAGGCUGCUGACAUGAUCCUGUUGGAUGACAACUUUGCUUCCAUCGUCACUGGUGUGGAAGAGGGACGUCUAAUCUUUGAUAACCUGAAGAAAUCUAUUGCCUACACCCUGACCAGUAACAUCCCUGAGAUCACACCCUUUCUGUUUUUCAUCUUGGUUAACAUUCCUCUUCCUCUGGGCACCAUCACGAUUCUCUGCAUUGACCUAGGCACUGACAUGGUGCCUGCCAUAUCUUUGGCCUAUGAAGCAGCAGAGAGUGAUAUCAUGAAGCGUCAGCCCCGUAACCCCCUGAGGGACAAGCUGGUCAACGAGCGUCUCAUCAGCAUCGCAUAUGGCCAGAUCGGUAUGAUUCAGGCACUUGGUGGCUUCUUUGCCUAUUUUGUUAUCAUGGCUGAAAAUGGCUUCCUGCCCUCUCUACUUGUGGGCAUCCGUUUGAACUGGGAUGACCGCUCCAACAACGAUCUGGAGGACAGCUAUGGCCAGCAAUGGACCUAUGAGCAGAGGAAGAUUGUGGAGUUCACCUGUCACACAGCUUUCUUCGUCAGCAUUGUGGUGGUGCAGUGGGCCGAUGUCAUCAUCUGCAAGACCCGCCGCAACUCUGUGUUCCAGCAAGGCAUGAAGAACAAGAUCCUGAUAUUUGGUCUGUUUGAGGAGACAGCUCUGGCUGCCUUCCUGUCUUACUGCCCAGGAAUGGACGUGGCUCUCAGGAUGUACCCACUCAAGCCCAGCUGGUGGUUCUGCGCAUUCCCAUACAGUUUCCUAAUCUUUGUUUAUGAUGAGAUCCGGAAACUCAUCCUACGCCGAAACCCAGGAGGUUGGGUUGAAAAGGAGACCUACUAUUAAAUUAUCAAAUCAUUCUUUACUCUUCGUUCUCUCCGUCUCCUGCACUAGCCCUCCCUCUCUCUCCCUGUCUCUCUGUCUUUCUGUCUCUCUCUCUGUCUGUCUCUCCUUCCCUUCCUUAUUCCUUCCCAUUACAUUCUACAAGAGAUCAUAGUGACCCCCACUGACUUUUGCUAAGAAGAUGAUGAGACCAACAGCGUUUGGGGAAGACAGCCACCCUCCUUCAUCGUAUGCCAGUGUUUUUUAUCCCACCCCCUUCCUUUUCCGACUCACAGACCACAUCCUCCUCAGCCAGUCUCUCUUAUCUUUGCUGAUUACACUGCUGAUAUGAUACUGUUCGCUACACUGCCACAACUGAAAUGAGCACUGGUGUCACUCUUGCCUCUUGUAACUGCUAGCUAGCCGUAAAAUCAUUGGUGACUAACUAGGACCUAAGGGCUUACGGGCCCAAGCCCCCCGCACUCUGACAGCCUCAUCACCCUCCGGACUUCGUUCACCUUCCUUCAACCUUUUUUUUUUGUUAUCCUCACUUCUCCCUCUGUCUAAGCACACUGGUCUCAUGCUCCUCUCCCAGUGCAUAAGAGUAAUAUAACAGCUGCCACCAUAUAACAGUUGAAACUCUCACUAUCGCGCUCUGUGGGGGGAAAAAUGAAUGGCAUGCCCCCACUCCCAGACCAUUACUCUUCUCAAUUACCUUGUAUUUCUCUUUCUCUCUCACUCUUUCUCUUUCUGUCUCUCUCUCUCAUGUCUUGGUUUUUAUACAUAUACAGUUG